CCGGCCAGCAAGUAUAUUAUAUACUACAGCUUAAUAUAUAUAUACGGAGUAUAUAUGAUGGUUUCAUGGGUGGGAUUUAGUUGGCUAGUCUUAAUUUGGCAGAUGAUAUUUGUGAUGAUGAGUACAAGCUCGUCGCUGCUACCCAUAACGCAGGAGGGGCACGAGAAAUGGAUGAAUUAUUAUGGACGAGUGUAUGAAAACGAGAUGGAGAAGGAGUCUCGGUUUGCAGUAUUCAAAGAGAACCUGGAGUUCAUUCACGCCUUCAACCGGAAGAAGAACCGGUCUUUCAGGCUCGGCGUCAAUGCCUUUGCUGAUUUGACUAAUCAAGAAUUCCGAGCCCUUAGAGCCACUGGAUACAAAAGUAGCCGCAAUCUUCGUCUCAAUGACAAUAGUGAUGCUAACCCUCCUCACCCCAACCCCUUUAGAUACAGCAAUUUCACUGAUAUUCCAAGCAGCCUCGAUUGGAGGAAGAAAGGAGCUGUUACUGCUGUCAAGGCUCAAGGCUUCCAAUGUGGAAGCUGUUGGGCAUUUUCCGCGGUUGCGGCGGUAGAGGGCAUACACCAAAUAUCAACGGGGAAGCUAAUUUCACUCUCUGAACAACAACUGAUCGAUUGCAACAGCGUGAACAUGACUUGCCAGAACGGAGGAAAUGUGGGCCAAGCUUUCGAGUUUAUCAUCAAUAACAAUAAUGGUCUCACAAAUGACCAAAGCUACCCAUAUACGGGAGUAAGCGAGACCGGCUGCCGCAGCAAAAACUCGCCGGCCAUAAAGGCAGCUGCUCGGAUCACGGGCUACGAAAACGUUCCGAUCAAUAACGAGACGGCUUUGUUACAGGCCGUGGCUAACCAGCCGGUCUCCGUCGGAAUUGACGCAGGCGGCGGACAGGCGUCCGAGUUCCAGUUCUACCAUGGCGGCGUGUUCUCUGGCAGAUGCGGGAGCCAGCUUAAUCACGACGUUACGAUCGUCGGGUAUGGAACAACUGUGAACGGCACAGAUUAUUGGGUUGUAAAGAACUCAUGGGGAUCUGAAUGGGGCGAAGAGGGUUACAUUAAAAUGAAAAGAGGCAUUCUUGACGCCAAGGGACUCUGUGGACUUGCCACGAGUGCUUCCUAUCCAACUGUGGCUUAAUUACGUUCCUUUUUCAAAAUUAAUUUAUCUGCCUAUUUAUUUUGUUUGACAAAUGGUACCAAUGUGCUUAAUUGGUAUUACAUGUGUUUUUGUUUAUUUCCCUUUAUUUUGUUUGUAAGAAUGCUUAUUUCUAAAGCUUGUUGCGUUAAGAAAACAGUGAUAACU
Cuscuta europaea is the source of this 1293-nucleotide messenger RNA. The record is from the annotation of a GenBank genome assembly. Lineage: Eukaryota; Viridiplantae; Streptophyta; Magnoliopsida; Solanales; Convolvulaceae.